AUGGAGAAGCGUAAGCUCAAUGUGCUGACCGUUGCCAAAAGAGUGGAUAUUAUUGAAGAAUAUGAGUCAAGUGGCGCCAAAGUAUCGGAAAUUGCAAAGAGGUUCCAGGUUCCUCAAAGUACUGUUUCGACGAUCCUGAAAAAUCGUGAAAAAUGGCGAAAAAGGAAGCUUGAAAAUGGGAACUUGCGGGAAAAAAGGGCUAAGGCCCCCAUGAACGAGAAUCUAGAGCGAGCUCUGUUAAUUUUUGUGAGUCAAGCUAGACAGAACGAUAUUCCGCUGUCAGGGAUGCUUAUACGCGAGAAAGCAUGCCAAUUGGCAGAAAGGCUUAGUGUUACCGGUUUCAAGGCUAGCAGUGGUUGGUUAUUCAAAUUUUUGAAGAGGCACCAGAUUUCGUUUAAAAAAAUAUGCGGUGAAAGCGCGGCCGUCGACUCGAUUAUGGCUGAGAACUACAUGACAAAUAUCCUACCGGGCUUGAUUAAAGAAUACGAGCCCAUGGAUAUUUACAAUGCCGAUGAAACUGGAUUUUUUUAUAAAUGCUUGCCGGAUAAGACAUACGCAUUUAAGUCCGAAUCAUGCCAUGGAGGAAAGUACUCGAAGCAAAGACUUACAGUUCUUUGCGCAACAAACAUGGAUGGAACUGAUAAAUUACCUUUACUGGUCAUCGGCAAAAGUAGAAAUCCGCGAUGCUUCAAGAAUGUCAAAUCUAUUCCAGUGGCCUACAGAGCAAACUCCAAAGCUUGGAUGACUUCCAUGCUUUUCGAAGAAUGGAUCCUGGAAUUCGAUAAAAGGAUGAUCGAAGAGAAGCGGAAGGUCUUAAUGUUUGUGGACAACUGCUCGGCACAUCCCAAAUCCGUUGAAACGAAACUGAAAGCAGUGAAGCUCGUAUUGUUUUCACCAAACGCAACUUCCGUGUUGCAACCAUUGGAUUUGGGAAUCAUUAAGACACUGAAACAUUCUUACAGGCAUAAGCUGUUCAAAGGAAGAAUCCACACCAUGGAAACUAAUCAGGUAAGCAGUUGA
Armigeres subalbatus is the source of this 1020-nucleotide messenger RNA. RefSeq names its product tigger transposable element-derived protein 4-like. Gene Ontology annotation, cellular component: nucleus. Lineage: Eukaryota; Metazoa; Arthropoda; Insecta; Diptera; Culicidae. The coding region runs from base 1 to 1020 and encodes 339 amino acids. Gene Ontology annotation, molecular function: DNA binding. The record is from RefSeq and is a predicted model, not a curated record. The transcript has a single exon.